Molecule: messenger RNA, 660 nt
Organism: Rhopilema esculentum
Lineage: Eukaryota; Metazoa; Cnidaria; Scyphozoa; Rhizostomeae; Rhizostomatidae
Product: cystatin-A
Cellular component (GO): cytosol
Molecular function (GO): cysteine-type endopeptidase inhibitor activity
Source: RefSeq, a predicted model, not a curated record
ACAGAAUCAAAGUUCAGUUGCAAACGUCAAGAUGGCGAAGUUUGCAGGACUUUUGUUGCUGGCAGUAGCAACUGUAUUGCUGAGCGACAAUGCUGAAGGAUUUGGAAUGUUGAGAGUGGGAGGCACGGGAAAGGAGAGACCAGCAAAUGAGAAGAUUCAACACCUUGUUUCGAAGAUGAAAAGUAAAACAGAGGAGUUUUUGGAUCGAAAGUUUGACAAGUUUGUGGGAGUAUCUUACAAAUCACAGAUAGUUGCUGGGACAAAUUAUUUCAUCAAAGUGAAAGUUGAUAACAACGAGUAUGUACACUUGCGUGUGUUUGUGCCCCUUCCAUUUAUGCGUAGUGAACCUCAACUGGCAAAUGCAUUAGAUGGCAAAGAGAAAACAGAUCCUCUGGAAUAUAUAAACUCCGCCAAUUGAUUGAAUCAAAAGGCACAAAGAAGUCAAAAUAAAAAGCUUAUUUUAUAGAGAUUUUCUGUUGCUAGAAAUGCUUUCGCUCUAUUCCUGUAAGGUAUAAUUUCUUGAAAAUUGUUGAAUCGCUUGCUAAUUGGGAGAUAAAUUAUUAUUUUUUUACUAAAAUUGAGAGCUAGUAUGUUUUUUGAUUGAUGAAUAUAUAAUAUGUAAAAUUUAUUUUUUAUAAUUUUCAAGUCUAACUUUUGUAA